CAAAGUGGCUGGUGCCAAACAACUAGCAGAGGCGCAAAAGUAGCCUCCCUGCGCUGGGAGCCCAGAGCAGGAGGCAGAGCCCGCGGGAAGCUCGGAGCACUCAGGACGCCGCGCGCCCUUCCCCGCCCUCCCUGACCAGGGAGCAGCUCGCUCCAGGCGCCCAGCCGAGGCCCCCAGCCCAGUGGGAGCAAGUCAUAGAGAACAAUUCGAGAGACAGAGAGACGGAGCGCGCUUUCCUGCUCAGUCCUGAAAAGUGAGCCGCUCCCGGGUUUGCAACCUCAAGCUUCGCAGCAGCGGCGGCGGCGGCUGCCGGGAAGGAGGCAGGUGCAGGUGCAGGAGGGAGGCGGCUCUGGGCUCCGCGCCUGGGUCUCGGCCAUGGCCUCGGUCCUGGGGAGCGGCAGAGGGUCUGGAGGGCUGAGCAGUCAACUCAAAUGCAAGUCCAAGAGGAGGAGGAGGCGGAGGUCCAAGCGGAAAGAUAAAGUAAGCAUAUUGUCAACCUUCCUCGCUCCUUUCAAGCACCUGAGUCCUGGCAUCACAAACACGGAGGAUGACGACACCCUCAGUACCAGCAGCGCGGAGGUGAAGGAGAACCGCAACGUGGGCAACCUGGCCGCGCGGCCACCGCCCUCCGGGGACCGGGCCCGGGGCGGCGCGCCCGGCGCGAAGAGGAAGCGGCCGCUGGAGGAGGGGAAUGGGGGCCACUUGUGCAAACUGCAGCUGGUCUGGAAGAAGCUGUCGUGGUCGGUGGCGCCCAAGAACGCGCUGGUGCAGCUGCACGAGCUGAGGCCGGGCCUGCAGUACCGGACAGUGUCGCAGACGGGCCCGGUGCAUGCCCCGGUCUUCGCGGUAGCGGUGGAGGUGAACGGGCUCACGUUCGAGGGCACAGGCCCCACCAAGAAGAAGGCCAAGAUGCGCGCGGCGGAGCUGGCACUCAGGUCCUUCGUGCAGUUCCCCAACGCCUGCCAGGCGCACCUGGCCAUGGGCGGGGGCCCGGGCCCCGGCACGGACUUCACCUCCGACCAGGCCGAUUUCCCCGACACGCUCUUCCAGGAGUUCGAGCCCCCGGCGCCGCGCCCCGGACUCGCGGGAGGCCGCCCCGGGGACGCCGCGCUUCUGUCCGCGGCCUACGGGCGACGGCGGCUGCUGUGCCGCGCGCUGGACCUGGUGGGCCCGACCCCCGCCACCCCCGCGGCCCCGGGCGAGCGCAACCCCGUGGUGCUGCUGAACCGCCUGCGCGCCGGGCUGCGCUACGUGUGUCUGGCAGAACCGGCCGAGCGGCGCGCGCGGAGCUUCGUGAUGGCCGUGAGCGUGGACGGCAGGACGUUCGAGGGCUCGGGGCGCAGCAAGAAGCUGGCCCGGGGUCAGGCCGCGCAGGCCGCACUGCAGGAGCUGUUCGACAUCCAGAUGCCCGGCCACGCGCCCGGCAGGGCCAGGAGGACGCCAAUGCCGCAGGAAUUCGCAGACUCCAUAUCCCAGCUGGUCACACAGAAGUUCCGCGAGGUGACGACGGACCUCACGCCCAUGCACGCCCGCCAUAAAGCGCUGGCAGGAAUCGUCAUGACCAAAGGCCUGGAUGCUCGGCAGGCGCAGGUCGUGGCCCUGUCCUCGGGGACCAAGUGCAUCAGCGGCGAGCACCUCAGUGACCAGGGGCUGGUGGUGAAUGACUGCCACGCGGAGGUCGUGGCCCGGCGGGCGUUCCUGCACUUCCUCUACACGCAGCUGGAGCUGCACCUGAGCAAGCGGCGCGAGGACUCAGAGCGAUCGAUAUUCGUGCGGUUAAAAGAAGGUGGCUACCGGCUGCGAGAGAACAUCCUCUUCCAUCUCUACGUGAGCACCUCCCCCUGUGGAGACGCAAGACUCCACUCUCCCUACGAGAUCACCACAGACCUGCACAGCAGCAAACACCUCGUCAGGAAGUUCCGCGGGCACCUGCGCACCAAGAUCGAGUCCGGGGAAGGGACGGUCCCCGUGCGUGGCCCCAGCGCAGUGCAGACCUGGGACGGCGUCCUGCUGGGGGAGCAGCUGAUCACCAUGUCCUGCACGGACAAGAUCGCCAGGUGGAACGUCCUGGGGCUGCAGGGCGCGCUCCUGUCCCACUUCGUGGAGCCCGUGUACCUGCAGAGCAUCGUGGUGGGCAGCCUGCACCACACGGGCCACCUCGCACGCGUCAUGAGCCACCGCAUGGAGGGUGUCGGCCAGCUGCCCGCCUCCUACCGGCACAACCGGCCUCUCCUCAGCGGCGUGAGUGACGCCGAGGCGCGCCAGCCGGGGAAGUCGCCCCCCUUCAGCAUGAACUGGGUCGUGGGCAGCGCGGACCUGGAGAUUAUCAACGCCACCACUGGGCGGAGGAGCUGUGGGGGCCCAUCCCGGCUCUGCAAGCACGUGCUGUCUGCACGGUGGGCGCGGCUGUAUGGCAGGCUGAGCACACGGACACCCAGCCCUGGAGACACGCCCUCCAUGUACUGUGAGGCCAAGCUGGGGGCGCACACCUACCAGUCUGUGAAACAGCAGCUGUUCAAGGCCUUUCAGAAGGCUGGCCUGGGCACCUGGGUGAGGAAACCACCGGAGCAGCAGCAGUUUCUACUGACUCUCUAGGCUGCGGGCUCCUGGCUGCUGGAGCUGAGCGGGACGCUGGAGGGAUGGGACCGUGUCUGGGGGGCGACGUGGCGGGUCGGCCGGUUCCCUGCAUUCGUUUUACUUUGGUGUCCCAGAAACACGCGAGUGUGCAAUGUUUGGACGAGCAACAACACAAAUUCAGAACGUGCCUCUUUCCAGAUCGCUGGCCCCAGAACCCUGUCCCCCACACCCAGGGGCACAUGCACUGUUGAGUUAGCGCCGACUCUUCCUGUGGAGUCUGAGGGAGGGGCUCCAUUCAGGCAAAGGGGUUUUAGCUGCAGCCUUGGAAGGAGGCACCGACACGACACCAGGCAGGAGUGAGCCUCAGGCCCCGUCCCUGCACCCCACCCCUGCGUGCGCCUCUUGGUGAUGCUGGGGUCUCACUAGCUUGAGGGGGCACAUGAAGAUAAGCCACAAAUGAAGAGAAAAGCCAUGCCCACCCCAGCCCCAGAGAAACCAAUAAGAAUCCUCUAUUAUUUUCACUAUUCAUUUAGGUUUUUAUACUCCACCUCCUUUCAAAAAAGAUUUAAGAUGUACGACAUUACCGAACACCUAAAAUAGAACCAGAGAAACGAAAGCCAUUCCCACAAAGUGAAGGAACAGUUUCCAAAACCCCUGCGAGGCAGAGUUAAGACCUGUGACGUGGGGAGCCUGGAAACACCCGGCCCACGCGUGCUGCAGAUGUGGGGAGCCUGGAAACACCCGGCCCACGCGUGCUGCAGAUGUGGGGAGCCUGGAAACACCCGGCCCACGCGUGCUGCAGAUGUGGGGAGUCUGGAAACACCCGGCCCACGCGUGCUGCAGAUGUGGGGAGCCCGGAAACACCUGGCCCAUGCCUGUUCAGUCCGUCAUGGCGUUUGGUUUAUGGUGGCCGAUACUAAGAGCCACUGAGGUCUGGGUUGUGUAAGGGUUAGCUACCACCCUAUAACCUCCCUACCAGGUAAUAAGGAGACCAAGUCUUUGAUCAAAUUCUGAUUUUUUAACUAAAUUUUCAUUAGAAAGCAAGCACAAAAUAAAAUCAAAACAACCUUUACCUUCAGCUUGAGAGGCUACCAGCUCUCUAUUCUUUCAGAUUCUCCAAUCAACACCUUGCAGGACAAGACCCCAAAAAAGUUCAGCUGUCAAAAAAUGUAAGAGGCAGGAUUCUGUGACCCUCAGAGCAGGCUUCCAACACCAGAGACCUUCAGCUCACAGUGGAGAUGGGACAUGGGGGCUUUAGCCCACAGCAUCAUCCCUGAGAGCCAAGGCGCUGUAUUCAUACGGGGUCAGGCUCUUUUCCAAGUAUCUUUACGUAAUCCAUGUACCUCGAGCUGCUGUCAUCUCACCUCCGAGAACUCAUUUCUAACAUUCAUCAUGCUAGAUAGCCAGUCUCUCAUUUCUCCAACUUAAAAAAUCCAUCUCUGAAAUUCAUGACAGUGAUGGCAGACGGCAAAGCAUGGUGGUGUCCACCUCUGGGGUGUGGGCUUCCCGGAAAGAAUCCCAGCUGACCACCCCAGAAAGUGCAAGAAUAACAUUGUGCUGUACAUAGUCAAGUGCUAUAAAUUACAGUUAUCAUAAUGAGAAGGCAGAAAUGAAACUGAGUUGUAGCUAUUUGUUACAAGAUAAUAAGAAGUAGAGAUAUUAGUAUGGAAAAAGAAACUUUUCCUGGGAUUUAAAAUCAGGCCAAAUUUAUCACUCGAGUUCUUUUAGAAAAGAAAACAGGUACUGGAGUAGACAACUUCUUCCAGAUAAAGUUUCAAAAGAUACGAGAACAUUUUUUCAAAUAAAGGACUCACAUUAAUCUUUUAUAAAAAUCACAAAAAUAAAUGAAAUCUUAAUUCAGUGCAAAAGCUAAGCUCAAACGACCAGUUUCUAUUAAGUUCUGGUAACUUGACAUCACUAGGAUGAAGCUUAGAGAACUUAGAGUCGAGAGGUGAUGGGUGGCUCAGACAUUCGCAGCAGUCAGAAGUGAGCGCUCCCCUGAAUGCGUGGGAGCACGGCCAGCUCCUGGCUGAAGUCUCCCACCCAGGCCUCAAAUCACCUUCAUCUGAGAUGUUGGCUAGAGAAGCAUAUAAUGCUUUGUCCCAGUGGGCUCCAAAUCACGCUGUUUCUGCAGCGAGGGGGCCUGUGUUGUAAGCAGAUUUCACUGUCACAGGGAAGACGCAGGGUCUGAUUCACGGGACUCGGAAAGCGCUCGGCCACCCAGUGGCCAGCAUCAUGAAGCCACAGCUGGGGGGUUGGGAUUCGUUUUGUCUCAGGCAUUGACCUUCCAGAAACAACUCAGACUUUACUGAAAUAUCAACAUCCACAUCUGGAGAAAGCCACACAUUAAUUCCAUGCUACCCAUUAGUACAAGUGUAUGGAUUCGUGUAUUAAGUCCACAGGAGACUCCAUGGAAGGAGAGAUUAAAGCUCUUCAGAGAAGGCCGAUAGCGACAGAAGAGUUUCCAAUGCAGCCAGAGUGAGGUUGAGGUGCCGGAGCCUUUCCGUGGAGGGAUCUGUCAGAGGGGAUGUGGGCUGCAGAGGGGACCCCACGUAAGGAAAGGAGGGUCCCAGGCCCUGGGUAGUGAAAGGAGAAGGUAGUCGAGGCAGUCAAGGGUGACCCUACACGCAGGAGGCACGCCACACCAGAUCACGCCACACGCAGGCUGCUCCCAACUGGCAGGGCCUGACCCAGCCAGGAAGGGCCAGGUCCUAGGAUUCCACAGUGCCAGGAGUGCCCGAAGGGGCCAGGUCCCAGGAUUCCCACAGCCCCAGGUGUGCCUGGAAGACCCGGGUCCCAGGAUUCCCACAGCCCCAGCUAUGCUUGGGGGGGCCGAGUCCCAGGAUUCCCACAGCCCCAGGUGUGCCUGGAAGACCCGGGUCCCAGGAUUCCCACAGCCCCAAGAGUUCCCGGAAGAGCUGGGUCCCAGGAUUCCCACAGCCCCAGCUAUGCUUGGGGGGGCCGGGUCCCAGGAUUCCCACAGCCCCAGGUGUGCCUGGAAGACCCAGGUCCCAGGAUUCCCACAGCCCUGGAUGUGCCUGGAGGGGCUGUGCCACCUCUGCAGAGAUGGAAGGGCUCGUGUUGAAGCCUGAGGAUUUCGCCCUCAGGUCCAGGUCAGAACAUCCCAGCACCACUUUCAGGCCAUGUCUGCCCUGCAGUUUUGACCACUGAAUUGGUCUUAAGAGUGGCCACCCAUUCCCCUCCAAGUGAGGGGGCAAGACACAAGUAGGGGACGGGUCACUUUCUGUCACCCUGAAAAUACGCUGGGCACGACACAAGUAGGGGAUGGGUCACUUUCUGUCACCCUGAAAAUACGCUGGGCACGACACAAGGGGGGCUGAUGAAGUCAGGCCCGCCCCUCCAAGUCCACCUCGAAAUCACCGUCUGGCUUCCUCGCACUUCCCACCACCUGACACCGCCAAGCCCCUUGCUUCAGAUUUUCUGUGGUCUGUAUUCAUACCCUUGCUUCAGAUUUUCUGUAGUCUAUAUUCAUGCCUGCUUAGGCCCCUACAAAAGUCCUCAUAAAACCAGCACCACCUUUAUCUGCCUCCAAAACACACACUGCUUUCCCAUCAGGAAGAUCAGCAAUGUGGUUUCCGGCCUGGUUCUUAGUCAAAAAGUUAGUGUCUGGUGGUUUCUGGCCUUUUUGCAGGACGGGGCGCAGGGAACGGCUGCGCGGCCAGGCAGCCUCCGCUGUCCACCUCCAGCCCCGGUUUUGCAGCCGUGUGUGAUAUCAAGGGAUAGAGUUAGGGUUUCUGUGGGUUUUGUUUUUGCUGAGGAAAGGAUGUGCAGGUCGAUAGCUAUUGUUUCCUUUCCAUUCCUGUGAUUCUCUUUACAUCUGUAUAUAUCUAUCACACCAUGCUGACUUUGUGAUGAGUCCUGUUCCUCAGAAACAUCAAGCUGGGUUCCUUUUCAAAGAAACACACAGAUCAUAUUUCUCCAUCUCAUUUUGUUUUCACAGGGAGCUUUUCUUAUCAACAAAGUCGCAUGCUUUUUUUUUUGGAUAUAAUGUUUAUCACGUCUGGAGAGCCAUAAACAGUAAAUACAGAGGAUAUCAAUGCCCAGAAUAGUUAUUUUGAUGAAAUCCUAUUUUUAGAUAAUAAAUUUCAAGAUGUGUCUAUAGUGUAUUGUUUAAAACAACUGAAGACAUUUGAGACGUACAUAAAGUAGACAUUUUUAAUUUAGGGAAACUUAUAUGCCCUUUUUUAAGAAGCCAUUCUAAUAAAAUAAUCUGACUAAUUGGCCCAAAAUACAAUAAGUAUCACUUUCUAACAGAGACCAAAGGGAAGCUGAGAGGCUUUCCUUUUAUGUACUACCGUUGGAUCGCUGCAGCCGCCUCUCAUAACACCCAACAGAACCCGGUGAGGCUCUGUGGGCUUCCCGCGGCCCUCAGGGAGGCUGCAGAGUCCCCUAGUCCAUGUCAGGGAGCCGCCAUCCCACAUACCUCCAAAGCCUGUCCUCGCCUGCAGUUUUUGCAGAGCUCGCGGUUGGAGGUGGAAAUUUAGAAGCCCUGUGUUGCAGGAGAGGCAGUAGCACCCCCAGGCAGCUCUUAGCAGGGACAGACCACCCCCCGCCUCGCUGGUAUUUUAGGGUCUUUUGGUAUUUUGCCACUGUGUGGGGCUAGGCGGGUGGCUGGAGGACACGGUGUAGGCCUUGCCGCUGUCUGGGUUCCUCGCCACUGCAGGAGCAGGGCUGUUUCUGGAAACACUGGGCUGCUGGUGACCCGUCAAACUUCUCCCACAAAUUCUGAAUCCGAGAAAGUGAAGGAAGGAUGGUGGGGAAGUGAGGAGGCAGGAGCAGAGGCCACAGGGACCAACCAGAGAUGCGGUGGAGACAGAGGAGCUUCCUUCUCAGGCUGUUUCUGGGAAGCCUGAGAGGCGGCCAGCACCACCCUCCGCUCACUCUCCCCUCAGCCUCUUCGCUUCCCUUCUCAACCCUUUCUCUCCUCCUCGCCUCUUCCCUUUCUUGCUGUCUUGUUAGUCCCUGUCCCAAAACUCCUGGCUCCUUUGUUCUGCUGCCGUGGCCCCCACCCAGGAGGAGGUCUCAGGCACCAUCCCCCCACGAGGGAUCCACACAACAGGUUCAUGCUGGGGCUGGGGGAGCCCCGCUGGGUUCCUGAUGCCUUGUGCACAGGGAGUUGCUGCAGUCAUUUUUGGACUCUCCUGAAUGUGUCCACAUGUUCUGACCUCCCACCAGAAGGAACGCUGGUGGCCACAUCUCUAGAGAUCUAUUUACUUUUUUGAGACCGGCUUAUGAGAUUGGCUAAUUUUUGUAUUUUUGGUAGAGAUGGGGUCUCACCAUGUUGCCCAGGCUAGUCUCGAACUCCUGGCCUCAAGUGAUCUGCCCACCUCGGCCUCCCAGAGUGCUGGGAUUACAGGCAUGAGCCACCGCGCUGGCCUCUAGAGAUUCACACCAAACAAUAUCACUCCUGCGGGAACCGCAGACAGAUCAAACCCUGGUGAGAGGAACACUUUAUUUCCCAACUCAUCAUCCUAAGCCAAGGUUGGAGGGAUGAGCAUUCCCUAAACACCAAGGCGAGAUCACCUGGUCCCAGUGCCUCUUUUCACACAGGCCCUAGAUUUCUAUCUCUCUGCAGUUUAUGCAUCGGUAAAAAAAAAAAAAUCUCUCCCAGUGUGCCCCGUUAGUUUUCAGCAUUUUGUAAGCAAAAUGAACUUAACACAUAGUAAUUCUAAUUGAAGGUAUGUACAUAAAAAGCAUGAUAGAAUGGCAAUAUUGUAUCAAUGGAUGUACAUUUGUAAUAUUUGUAAAAAAAAAUCCAAAACCUUAAAAUAUGAAUUUACAUGUUAAUUUGCCUCUAAGUUCUAUAAAUUGCACUUCAGUGAUAUCUAAUAAGUGAAUGUUUCUGUUAAGUAAAUAAAAAUAUUCAGUAAAAUUGUU
Molecule: messenger RNA, 8475 nt
Organism: Homo sapiens (human)
Lineage: Eukaryota; Metazoa; Chordata; Mammalia; Primates; Hominidae
Gene: ADARB2
Product: adenosine deaminase RNA specific B2 (inactive)
Exons: 10
Coding region: 376-2595 (739 amino acids)
Biological process (GO): RNA processing
Cellular component (GO): nucleus
Molecular function (GO): adenosine deaminase activity; mRNA binding; RNA binding
Source: RefSeq, marked reviewed